GGUCCGUGCUCCACCAAUGGCCGCAUGGCCCAUGGUUGCAAUUGCUUAUCUCCAACGAAUGCAUCCACGGGAGGGCCAACCACUUGCGCUUGACACCACGCGCGUGCCGAUCGUCGGGUAGUGGAGUAGCGUCCACGCCUCCAGCAUGCGCCCAAAAAGCUCGCCGCUAGAGGACCAUGGCUGGCACUGGCAAGUACCACUACCGCCACUGUUCCGUGGGGAGACCUCGCACUGAAGUGAAUGCCAAGCGAGCCGUAAGCUAGAGCUAGCAGCGGUGGUAGGCUGGUAGCUAGCUAGAGCCUAGAGCAAGUAUUGCGGCGGCGGGCAUUGCCGUUGCCGGCGGCAUGGCGGCGCCGGUCGAGGUCGGCGCGCGGGGCACGGUGGGCUCGCUGGUGCUCCGGGAGGUCGAGUACUUCCGGAGGGUGGAGGUCGCCGGCGGCGGCGGCCACGGCAAGAAGAGCAGCAGCAAGGUCGCGGCCAGCGGCGGCGGCAGCCCCCGGAGCAGCAGCAGCAAGAAGCAGCAGAUGAGGAAGAAGAAGGGCGGCGCAGGCAGCGGGCCGUUCUUGCCGAGGAUGUGCUCGUCGGCGGAGGUGGCGGAGGACCCCGGCAGCGGCGGCGGACGGAGGGAGCGGCCGGCGAGGGUCCGGUACCGGCCUCUCGGGGAGGAAGGGGACGCUCUGCCUCAGGAGGACUAACCGGCAGCUGCUGAUCAGAGGACGUACAGGAUGGAUGGUGGAGCAUUCUGCGUCAGAUCCGAAGAAGUGUAUGUGCUGAUGGGUGCUGGGUGAUUUCUUUCUUGUCCUUCGCUUUUCUCUCCGUGUAUUUCUUUUGGUUUCCCCUCCAUGUCUUCACUGUUUAUUACGACUAGUAGAUCAGAGAAUCAUGUGCGACUUCUCGUUUAACCUGUAUCCAUGGCUUGACUGCUUGUGCUCCAGGCAUCAGAUUAGCUAGCCCAUAGUGACCUAUCCUGCUAUGAUUGACACAGAAUUGCUUCAGAAUUCGAGCCAAA
Molecule: messenger RNA, 1009 nt
Organism: Panicum hallii
Lineage: Eukaryota; Viridiplantae; Streptophyta; Magnoliopsida; Poales; Poaceae
Exons: 1
Coding region: 345-695 (116 amino acids)
Source: RefSeq, a predicted model, not a curated record